Messenger RNA from Phytophthora nicotianae INRA-310, 885 nucleotides. RefSeq lists its product as hypothetical. The transcript is spliced from 2 exons. Lineage: Eukaryota; Oomycota; Peronosporomycetes; Peronosporales; Peronosporaceae. Bases 1 to 885 code for a protein of 294 amino acids. The record is from RefSeq and is a predicted model, not a curated record.
AUGAAGGUAUUCAAAUUGACGACUCGACAGCCGGACUCUAUCGAAAAUGGCGUUAUUGUAAGUGAUGCCGCAGCUUUGCAUGCUGUUGAUAACGCUGUGAAUUCCGAGCGGUAUGGAUAUGAUAUAGUUACUGGAGAGUCACCUGAGGUGGUUAUUCAGCAGUCUGCUGUAUUACAACCGGCGAUGCGUCACUCUGACAAAAUGGGAUCUGUUAUAAUCGACGCCAUGAUUGAUGCUGUUGGGACACAAGAAGAGGUUGCCGUCGUACGAAGAGGAUCUGAGCCUAUUGUUGAAUGGGAUGAAAACGGCAGCAUGAUAGCUGGUGCGUUCCCGACUCUUUUCAUGAUGAGAGGUGAUAUGCUUCCUUCAGGGUCCUUUCCCCAGGAUUUGGUUCAGCAUUUGAUGCGUUACUAUGACGGGAGAUUCGAAAGUAACGUCUCUCUCAUCGCGACGCUGUUCAAUCAGUUGCAGCGGCAUGCAGCAAUACGAAAAACAGCUAGAGCAGUGACUACGCACGCAAAGACGUUACAAAAACUGGGGAAAUUGGCGAACUCUGAUGAAUUCAAAGAGUCUCUUUUAACAGCAGCACGUGAUCCAGAUUCUCCCACCGCAAAACGGUUAAAUGCUGGCUUAUUGCGGUUGCUUUCUGUCGUUGGUGGAACGGUACCUUUUUCUCCUUUUGAACGCGCCGCUACACGUCCCAAGCUAGCUGCUAUGCGUUUUCGAUUUGGUCUUCCUCCGUUUUGGGUUACUGUGGCACCACCAGAACAAGAUGAUACCACGUUGCAUCGUGUUAUGUUGCUAAGAAAGUUGAACGCAUGGAAUGACGAUAACGUGUGUAUACCAGAGAACACUUUCAGUGGGAGCUAUUUCCCCAAAACCUGA